This is a messenger RNA of Globicephala melas (long-finned pilot whale), 4831 nucleotides long. It is a transcript of the gene ITGB5, whose product is annotated as integrin subunit beta 5. Gene Ontology annotation, molecular function: integrin binding. Gene Ontology annotation, biological process: cell-matrix adhesion; cell migration; cell adhesion mediated by integrin. NCBI's taxonomy places the organism in Eukaryota, Metazoa, Chordata, Mammalia, Artiodactyla, Delphinidae. Gene Ontology annotation, cellular component: cell surface; integrin complex; focal adhesion. The record is from RefSeq and is a predicted model, not a curated record.
CCGCGCCCCGGCCGCACGUCCCCGCGGAGUCCGCCGCCCGCGCCGCAGCUGAGCCGGGCGCCCCACCAUGCCGCGGGCCCCCGCGCCCCUGUACGCCUGCCUCCUCGGGCUCUGCACGCUCGUGCCCCGGCUCCCAGGUCUCAACAUAUGCACUAGUGGAAGUGCCACCUCUUGUGAAGAAUGUCUGCUAAUCCACCCAAAAUGUGCCUGGUGCUCCAAAGAGGACUUCGGCAGCCUGCGGUCGGUCACCUCCCGGUGCGACUUCAAGGCAAACCUGGUCAGGAACGGCUGUGGCGGCGAGUUUGAGAGUCCGGUCAGCAGCACCCAGGUCCUUCGGAGCCUGCCUCUCAGCAGCAAGGGCUCCAGCCCCGCGGGGUCAGACGUCAUCCAGAUGACGCCGCAGGAGGUCACGGUGAACCUGCGGCCCGGUGACAAGACUACCUUCCAGCUGCAGGUUCGACAGGUGGAGGAUUAUCCAGUGGACUUGUACUACCUGAUGGACCUCUCUCUGUCCAUGAAGGAUGACUUGGACAACAUACGGAGCCUGGGCACCAAGCUUGCCGAGGAGAUGAGGAAGCUCACCAGCAACUUCCGCUUGGGGUUUGGGUCCUUUGUAGACAAGAACAUCUCUCCUUUCUCCUACACGGCACCGAGGUACCAGACCAACCCGUGCAUUGGUUACAAGCUAUUCCCAAACUGUGUCCCCUCCUUUGGGUUCCGCCACCUGCUGCCUCUCACAGACAGAGUGGACAGCUUCAACGAGGAAGUUCGGAAGCAGAGGGUGUCCCGGAACCGCGAUGCCCCCGAGGGCGGCUUUGACGCAGUGCUCCAGGCGGCUGUCUGCAAGGAGAAGAUCGGCUGGCGAAAGGACGCGCUGCACCUGCUGGUGUUCACAACGGACGACGUGCCCCACAUCGCGCUGGACGGAAAGCUGGGGGGCCUGGUGCAGCCUCACGACGGCCAGUGCCACCUGAAUGAGGCCAACGAGUACACUGCCUCCAACCAGAUGGACUAUCCAUCCCUUGCCUUGCUUGGAGAGAAAUUGGCAGAAAACAACAUCAACCUCAUCUUUGCAGUGACGAAGAACCAUUAUAUGCUCUACAAGAAUUUUACAGCCCUGAUACCUGGAACAACGGUGGAGAUAUUACACGGAAACUCCAAAAAUAUAAUUCAACUGAUUAUCAAUGCAUACAACAGCAUCCGGUCUAAAGUGGAGCUGUCCGUCUGGGAUCAGCCGGAGGAUAUCAAUCUCUUUUUCACUGCUACCUGCCAGGACGGUGUAUCUUACCCUGGUCAGAGGAAGUGUGAAGGCCUGAAGAUCGGGGACACAGCAUCCUUUGAGGUGUCAGUGGAGGCCCGGAGCUGCCCGGGCAAACACACGCAGCCCACGUUCACCCUGCGGCCCGUGGGAUUCCGGGACAGCCUGGAGGUGGGGGUCACCUACGACUGCAGGUGCAGCUGCAGUGCAGGACUGGAGCCGGACAGCGCCAGAUGCAGUGGCAACGGGACUUACGUCUGCGGCCUGUGUGAGUGCAACCCCAGCUACCUGGGCACCAGGUGUGAGUGCCAGGAAGGGGAGAGCCAGAGCGGGUACCAGAACUUGUGCCGAGAAGCGGAGGGCAAGCCCCUGUGCAGCGGACGCGGGCAGUGCAGCUGCAACCAGUGCGCCUGCUUCGAGAGCGAGUUUGGGAAGAUCUACGGGCCCUUCUGCGAGUGCGACAACUUCUCCUGUGCCAGGAACAAAGGAGUCCUCUGCUCAGGUCAUGGCGACUGUCACUGCGGAGAAUGCAAAUGCCACGCAGGUUACAUCGGGGACAACUGUAACUGCUCGACAGACAUCAGUACGUGCCAGGCCAGGGAUGGCCAGAUCUGCAGUGACCGCGGGCACUGUGUCUGUGGGCAGUGCCAGUGCACGGAGCCAGGGGCCUUUGGGGAGACGUGUGAGAAGUGCCCGACCUGCCUGGAUGCUUGCAGCACCAAGAGAGACUGUGUUGAGUGCUUGCUGCUUCACUCAGGGAGCUCAGCUGACAACCAGACCUGCCAGAACCUGUGCAAGGAUGAGGUGAUCACACGGGUGGACACCAUCGUGAAAGAUGACCAGGAGGCUGUGCUUUGUUUCUACAAAACUGCCAAGGAUUGUGUGAUGAUGUUCACGUACGCAGAGCUCCCCAGUGGGAAGUCCAACUUGACAGUCCUCAGGGAGCCAGAGUGUGGAACUGCCCCCAAUGCCAUGACCAUCCUCCUGGCCGUGGUCGGCAGCAUCAUCCUGAUUGGGCUUGCGCUCCUGGCCAUCUGGAAGCUGCUUGUCACCAUCCACGACCGGAGAGAGUUUGCGAAGUUCCAGAGUGAGCGAUCCAGGGCCCGCUACGAAAUGGCUUCAAACCCUCUGUACAGAAAGCCCAUCUCCACGCACACCGUGGAUUUCACCUUCAACAAGUUCAACAAAUCCUACAAUGGCACAGUGGACUGAUGGCUCCUUCCCCUCAGAGGGCUGGAGGGGCAAGCGGUCACGCCGGAGACGGACACGCUUUGGACAGCUGCUCGGCUUGAGCACGGUUCCCUGCACGGCCAAGCGCAGAGACCUUCCGGUGAGCCUGGGCGAGGAGCCCGCACAGGAAGGUGCCUGGCCGUACCCCCUGGCCACCCCUCCAAGCCCGGCGACAGCGCUCUAGGCUUCCCUCAGCACGUCCAGCUUGUCCCAAUGAACUGCUGAGAUGCAGGCUGUGUCUCCCUUCCGGGAGGGCUGGGCCUCCAGGCUGGCCGGAUGAGAAGGCUCUCGGGAGUGUCAGAGUGAGUAGAACCCACACAGUCUGGCUUCGCCCCCGUUGAUCAUCUUUAAAUGAACUAAAGUGACCGUGCAUCUCUGGUAUAGUUCCGACUCCUGAGAAUGACCUCCCUGGUGUCUCUGCCUUGCACAUGGCUGUUGGUGAUGGGAUUACUGAGACGCCUGUUGAAGGCACGUAGUUUGCAGAUGUCAACUUUCUUCCCCUGUCUGUGUGUGUUUAGUACUUUUGUAACAAAAAGGAAAGAUUUUUUUGGGAUUGAAAGUAAAGAUUAAAACCAAAAGAUUUUGUCUUUGCCUGACACUCUUUACGACUUGCACGUUCCUUUCUGAAGGGGAUGGUGCCCCAGUGGGGAUUGAAAUGGCUGAGUACUCACUCAGGGGACGCCACACAAGCCAGUCCAAUGCUCCGGACCAGGGCUCAUCACACGGGGCUCUGUGCGGUACCCAGGGCGUUAGCAGGGGUGGCCCUAGGUAAGCAGGUGUCUCUGGAGCCUCUGAGCUUUUACUUAAAGAAAAAGUUGAGGCUAGAAACGGUGAAGACCACCCCUCUGGCCUCCCUGCCCUGUUCCCAGGUGCUAAGGCUGGAAAUAGAUUGUGCAGAUGAAGAAGGGUCAAGCUGUGGCUUCCACACACAGUCCCUUCUUGCACAUGUUUAUUGACAACAGUUUCCUUCCAGUGCCCUCCCCAGCCGAAGUCCUGUGCCCCAAAGCACAAAACCCAUUUCAGCUGUCCUUCCCCGCAGGGCCCUUAAGUCCCCUCUGUUCUCGUAUCUGAGUCAAAAGUUAUCUGGGAAUAGGAAUCCCUCGUUUGUAGAAGAGGAAACAGAUUGCUAGAGAGGGGCAGUGGCUUUCCCACGUGUCACAAGGCUAACUGAUGACAAGCUGGUACAAAGAGCCAGGGCUCAGGUGCAGCGCCGGCCUCCUGCUACCUGCUCCUUUCUGUAAAGUCUCUUUCACUAAUCACUUUGCUGCUGCUGGCAUCACUUCAAGGCUAUUGGGCUUUCAUCCCAGAUUCAUCUGUUCGCAGCUUGGACCAACUUCCCUUUGCUUCAUUUUGGCAAGCACUAAGACAAAUGCCUGUCAGUAAACAGACUAUUUAUUACCUGCGGCAAAUAUGAACAGAUUCUGUGUUUCCUUUGUCCUGUGUAAUUAGGAUGAAACAGAGACCUUGCGACCUGGUGAAGCUGCCUUAAAUCCUUUUUGGAAUAAAGCCAAGUGUAGGUAAAUAUACAAAAUAGACACGUGGCGGUUUUGAGACUUUUCUAAACUGAGAAAAAUAUGAUUUCGGAAGAAACUUUGGGUUUCUCUUUUGUUUGAUUGCGGCUUUCCUGGUGACACAUCAUUUACUUGCUCGAAGUCUCAUUUUCCAUCAGGCAGCUCUGUAAGGGCACAGCGUUCUUGAGCUACAGACAGAAAGGAUGAGUUGCUCCAGGCUUCCCCCGGAUGUGGAAGUUAGGGCUGUUUCCUCGGUGACACCAGAUGGCUGUUGAUGGAGCUGUCGCUGACAGUGCCCUGCUGCCCCCUGCUGGAAUCUCUGGGAACAGCUGUUCGGAGACCUGACUCCUGAGAUUCUGACCCAGGGUGUGGUUCCCUUACUUCUUUCCUCUGGUGAUUUGGCCAUGCCCUCACCGCCCCCCCCCGCCGCCACCCCGUUAACACAGGUAACAGAGCAGGUGGGUUGCAAAGCUCUCUCAAACCGAGGGCUGAUAGGCAUUUUCUUUCGUUGCUGGGCUGUGGAAGCACACAGGUGGGAGUGACCUCCUCGUUGUGUGGCCGCAGGGACCCCUACAAGGAGCACCUGGUGGUCUCUGGAAAAUUCUUUACUCGUAUCUGUUUGGAAAGAUGAUCAGUAAUGCGCUUGUUUGUUGGAAAGGAAGAGUGGGGAGGGACUAUUUACCUUUAAAAUCAAUCUAUGUUGAUUUAAUACAGAUUUCCAAAUGGUACUUAUUUUUAUUGAUUUUAACAGUUUACUUUUCUAAUGCAAAAGUACAUGGAAAAGAUGGAAAAUAAAGAGGUCAUAAAGAAAUAAAAACACAGAGGUAACGAC